CCCUUGGGCGCCUUGGGCAGUCGACUGACAGACCAAGGCUCGCUUCAGGGAUGUCCUUCUUCGGCUCGCAGCUCAACAAGCCGGCUACGACGCUCGUGACAGACACAGAUGUCGAGCUCCAGAAUGGCCCAACCGAUACAGCGUCUUGCCUGGCUUGGUCACCCACUGCAGACCUCCUCGCCAUCUCAUCAUGGGACAAUCAAGUGAGGAUAUAUCAGGUCGACGGCCAAGGUCAAUCUCAGGGCAAGGCUGCUUAUUCCCACGAAGGGCCUGUCCUGUCUGUCUGCUGGAGCAAAGACGGUAGCAAGAUCAUCUCUGGAGGAGCAGACAAGGCUGCAAGACUGUUUGAUGCCGCUACACAACAGUCCUCUCAGGUCGCUGCACACGAUGCCCCCAUACGAGCCGUCAAGUGGAUCGACGCAUCCAAUGGCCUGCUCUGCACCGGCAGCUGGGACAAGACCAUCAAGUACUGGGACCUCCGCACUUCGGCACCCGUGCUGUCCGUCACACUCCCAGAAAGGGUCUAUACCAUGGACGUCACCUUCCCCUGGCUCGUCGUCGGCUGUGCCAACAGGAACAUAGAGAUCUACAACCUCAACAACCCGGGCACGCUCUUCAGGCACAUCGAGUCGCCUCUCAAAUGGCAAACCCGCUCAAUCGCAUGUUUCCCGGACGGACAAGGAUUUGCAGUCGGCUCGAUCGAAGGUCGACUGGCGAUACAGUACAUCGACGAGAAGCAGUCCAGUCUCAAUUUCAGUUUCCGCUGUCACCGGAAAGAGCAAGCCACCAAUAAGAACGUCUCCGAUAUCUGGGCCGUCAACGCGGUCAGCUUCAAUCAACAACACGGCACCUUCUCGACAGCCGGUGCGGAUGGCACGAUAUGUUACUGGGACCACCUCUCCAAAACGAGAUUAAAGAUAUUCGACAACCGCGGCGGACCUAUCACGAGUACAGCAUUCAGUGCACAGGGCACGUACUUUGCCUACAAUGUCGCCUACGACUGGUCAAAAGGUCAUUCGGGCGCGCUGCCCUCCAAUGUCAACAAAACCAUGCUGCAUCUCGUCAAGGAUGAAGAGGUGCGAAAGAAGCCAAAGAACAAAGCCGCCCAUGCGCUGAUGAGCUACUUCGGCGGCGGCGCCAAUCUCAACAAAGCGGUCGUCAAUGAUGUCGAGCUCACUAGUCCGCCCAAUGACAGCGUAACGGCAUUGUCCUGGUGUCCCACUCAGGACUUGCUCGCCGUCUCAGCGUGGGACAAUCAGGUGAGGAUCUAUCAGGUCACCGAGCAAGGGCAAUCGCAAGGCAAGGCGGCCUACUCGCACGACGGUCCGGCGCUCGACGUCUGCUGGAGCAAAGACGGGACAAGAGUACUCUCGGCAGGUGCAGAUAAAGCAGCACGAUUAUUCGAUGUUGCCACUCAGCAGUCCUCUCAAGUAGCCGCACACGAUGCUCCCGUCCGUUGCGUCAGAUGGAUAGACGGACACAAUCUCCUGGCAACGGGCUCGUGGGACAAGACGAUCAAAUACUGGGACCUCAGGCAACCGACUGCUGCUCUAUCAGUCACACUGCCCGAAAGAGUCUAUGCAAUGGAUGUCGCGUCUCAGCUCAUGGUCGUCGGCUGUGCGAACAGGAACAUUGAGAUCUACAAUCUCACGAAUCCAGGAACGCUCUUUCAGCACGUUGACUCGCCUUUGAAGUGGCAGACACGAUCGGUUGCCUGCUUUCCAGACGCAACAGGCUAUGCGCUGGGCUCUAUCGAGGGCAGGAUAGCAAUACAAUACAUCACUGAAAAGGAUGCUGCCAGUUCCUUUUCCUUUAAAGCGCAUCGCAAAGAGAAUCCGACCAACAAGAGCGUUUCAGAUGUUCACUCGAUCAAUUCCAUCUCUUUCCAUCCCGUCCACGGCACCUUUGCGACGAGCGGUGGCGAUGCAACAAUUGUCUGGUGGGACUACAUCAGCAAAGCUCGAUUGAAAGCCUUCGACCCCCAACCUGCGCCGGUCCUCGCAACGGCGUACAGCUCUACCGGCAGAUGGUUCUCAUGGGCAUGUGGUUACGACUGGCACAAAGGGCACGAGGGCAACAUGCCGACAGCGCCCAACAAGAUCUUUCUGCAUCCGAUCAAAGAUGAAGAAGCGCGACGUAGGCCCAAAAAGUGA
This is a messenger RNA of Mixia osmundae IAM 14324, 2153 nucleotides long. RefSeq lists its product as uncharacterized. The record is from RefSeq and is a predicted model, not a curated record. Gene Ontology annotation, biological process: transcription-dependent tethering of RNA polymerase II gene DNA at nuclear periphery; RNA export from nucleus. Gene Ontology annotation, molecular function: ubiquitin binding; RNA binding. Lineage: Eukaryota; Fungi; Basidiomycota; Mixiomycetes; Mixiales; Mixiaceae. Gene Ontology annotation, cellular component: nuclear pore. The transcript is spliced from 12 exons. Bases 51 to 2153 code for a protein of 700 amino acids.